Molecule: messenger RNA, 1582 nt
Organism: Mesitornis unicolor (brown roatelo)
Lineage: Eukaryota; Metazoa; Chordata; Aves; Mesitornithiformes; Mesitornithidae
Product: polycomb protein SCMH1-like
Exons: 10
Biological process (GO): regulation of DNA-templated transcription
Cellular component (GO): nucleus
Source: RefSeq, a predicted model, not a curated record
GACUGGAAAGAUGGUAAAAAGCACAAGUACGGCCGCCCGUCAGAGUCUCCCUCCCAGUACCAAGGUCACUUCACCUGGGAGAAAUACCUGAAAGAGACUUGUGCCGUCCCAGCUCCUGCCCAUUGCUUCAAGCAGUCAUACACUCCACCUGCAAAUGAAUUCAAGAUCAACAUGAAACUAGAAGCCCAGGACCCCAGGAACACCACCUCCACUUGCAUCGCCACCGUGGUGGGUCUGACGGGCGCACGCCUCCGCCUGCGCCUCGAUGGCAGCGAUAACAAGAAUGAUUUCUGGCGGCUGGUGGACUCAGCUGAAAUCCAGCCCAUAGGAAACUGUGAGAAGAACGGAGGGAUGCUGCAGCCUCCACUGGGCUUCCGGCUGAACGCCUCCUCCUGGCCCAUGUUCCUUCUGAAGACUCUGAAUGGAGCAGAGAUGGCUCCUGUCCGGAUUUUUCACAAGGAACCACCAUCUCCAUCCCAAAACUUCUUCAAGACAGGUAUGAAGCUGGAGGCAGUGGACAGGAAGAACCCUCACUUCAUCUGCCCGGCCACCAUUGGGGAGGUGAGAGGUUCUGAGGUCCUCAUAACAUUUGAUGGCUGGAGAGGUGCCUUCGAUUACUGGUGCCGAUAUGAUUCCCGGGACAUCUUUCCCGUAGGCUGGUGCUCGCUGACUGGAGAUAAUCUGCAGCCCCCUGGAACAAAAGUUGUGAUCCCAAAGAGCCCUUUACCUGCCUCCGAAGUAAACUCGGAGAAACCUAGCAUGCACAGUAGCACAAAGACUGUUUUGGGGCAUCAACAAGGGCAAAGGCGUCGCAAAACAGGGAAGAAGCGUGGUCGAACGACCAAAGCGCUAAUCCAUCACCCCAUGCCUACACCCUCCAAGUCAGUGGAGCCUUUGAAAUUCCCCAGAAAGAGAGGCCCCAAGCCUGGCAGUAAGAGGAAACCUAGGACAUUGCUGAACCCAGCACCCACCUCUCCAACAACCAGUACCCCCGAACCAGACACAAGCACUGUGCCCCAGGACGCUGCUACAAUCCCCAGCUCUGCCAUGCAGGCUCCCACAGUUUGCAUUUACUUGAACAAGAACGGCAGCACUGGGCCCCACCUAGACAAGAAGAAAGUUCAGCAGCUGCCAGACCAUUUUGGACCAGCUCGAGCCUCUGUUGUCCUGCAGCAAGCAGUACAGGCCUGCAUUGAUUGUGCCUAUCAUCAGAAAACAGUCUUCUCCUUCUUAAAACAAGGCCACGGGGGAGAGGUCAUCUCAGCUGUGUUUGAUCGGGAACAGCACACUCUGAACCUGCCAGCAGUAAACAGUAUCACCUACGUCCUCCGCUUCCUGGAGAAGCUCUGCCACAAUCUGCGCAGUGACAACCUCUUUGGGAACCAGCCUUUCACUCAGAACAGCCACAUGCAGCGCUCACACGAGUACGACCACGACAGGUAUCUACCAGACAGAAGCAGUUCGUUAGACGGCUCUCUGCAGGGACCAGGCCGGGGUACAAAGCGAUAUUCCCAAGAUUCCCCUCCAUACAGUGCUCCUCUCUCCCCCAAGUUACCAAAGAAUGACCGUCACCCUUUGGAAG